Fragaria vesca subsp. vesca is the source of this 2142-nucleotide messenger RNA. Its product is annotated as chaperone protein ClpB1-like. The transcript has 6 exons. Gene Ontology annotation, biological process: cellular response to heat. The coding region runs from base 1 to 2142 and encodes 713 amino acids. Gene Ontology annotation, molecular function: ATP hydrolysis activity; ATP binding. Lineage: Eukaryota; Viridiplantae; Streptophyta; Magnoliopsida; Rosales; Rosaceae. The record is from RefSeq and is a predicted model, not a curated record. Gene Ontology annotation, cellular component: cytoplasm.
AUGGAGACUGCCUUCCAGGAGAUGACUAUCAAUGCGUUGAAAACUUAUGGAAGAGACCUUAUUGAACAAGCAGCAAAGUUUGACCCAGUUAUUGGCCGAGACCAAGAAAUAAGGCAGGUUAUUCAGAAUCUCUCAAGGAGAACAAAGAACAAUCCAAUGCUUGUUGGAGAACCAGGAGUUGGAAAAACUGCUGUAGUUGAAGGCUUGGCUCAGAGGAUAUUAAGAGGUGAUGUCCCUAGUACUCUUGCCAAUGUGAGGAUCAUAGAAUUGGAUAUGGGUGCUUUGCUGGCCGGGGCACAGUAUAGAGGACAAUUUGAGGAGAGGUUAAAGGCUGUUUUGAAUGAAGUGGAAGCGGCUCAAGGGAAGGUGAUUCUAUUCAUUGAUGAGAUUCACCUUGUUCUUGGUGCUGGUAGAGUUAAGGGGUCUAAUAUGGAUGCUGCCAACCUCUUUAAGCCAAUGCUUGCUAGAGGUCAGCUGAGGUGCAUUGGUGCAACAACCCUUGAAGAGUACCGGAAAUAUGUAGAAAAGGAUGCUGCAUUUGAGAGAAGGUUCCAAAAGAUUAUUGUGGCUGAACCUAGUGUUGAGGACACAGUUAGUAUCCUUCGAGGGCUGAAAGAGAGAUAUGAAAGUCAUCAUGGUGUGCGAAUUUUGGACCGUGCCCUGGUUGUUGCUGCAGAACUUUCAAGCCGGUACAUCACAGGCAGACGUCUUCCUGACAAGGCAAUUGAUCUAGUUGAUGAAGCUUGUGCAAAUGUGAGAGUCCGGCUUGAUAGUCGGCCUGAAGAGAUUGACAACAUUGAAAGAAAGAUAAUGCAGCUGAAAGUUGAGGUUCAUGCACUUGAAAAAGAGAAGGACAAAAGUAGCAAAGCUCGUCUUGUUGAAGUGAGAAAAGAGCUUGAUGACUUGAGAGACAAACUGCAGCCUUUGAUGAUCAAAUAUCGAAACGAGAAGGAAAAGGUUGAUGAAACUCAACGGUUUAAGCAGAAGCGAGAAAAACUGUUACUUGCUUUAGCACAGGCUGAAAGAAGAGGUGAUUUUGCCAAGGUUGCUGACUUACGUUAUGGAGCUAUUCAGGAAUUGGAAACUGCUGUCGCACAGCUUGAAUUGAACAGCAAUAACAACUUGAUGCUGACAACAGCUGUUUCACCAGAGCAUAUAGCAGAGGUUGUGAGCCGUUCCACUGGCAUACCUAUCACAAGGCUAGACCAGAAUGGCAAAGAGAGGCUAAUUGGACUUGCUGAGAGGCUGCAUAAAAGAGUAGUGGGUCAAGAACAGGCAGUUGCUGCUGUUUCUGAGGCGGUUUUGAGGUCAAGAGCUGGGCUAGGAAGGCAAGAACAACCAACUGGCUCAUUCCUAUUCUUGGGUCCAACCGGUGUCGGUAAAACUGAGCUUGCAAAGGCUCUAGCUGAGCAACUUUUUGAUGAUGAAAAUCUAAUUGUGAGACUAGACAUGUCUGAGUACCUUUCUGAAAAUUCUCUUUCGCGCUUGAUUGGUGCUCCUCCAGGGUAUGCUGGUCAUGAUGAAGGUGGCCAACUGACAGAGGCCGUGAGACGGAGACCCUAUAGUGUUGUAUUAUUUGAUGAAGUGGAAAAGGCACACACCUCCAUUUUCAACAUUCUCCUGCAAGUAUUAGACGAUGGAAGGUUAACUGACGCCCAAGGUCAUGUUGUAGACUUCAAGAACACUAUGAUUAUCAUGACCUCUAACCUUGGAGCAAAACAUCUCCUGUCUGGUUUAGUGGGAGAGUGUUCAAUGCAAGUUGCUCGUGAUAGAGUUAUGCCAGAGGUGAGAAGUCACUUUAGUCCUGAGUUCCUAAAUCGGCUUGAUGAGAUUGUCAUAUUUGAUCCUCUUUCAUAUGAGCAAGUAAAGAAGGUGGCUAGAUUGCAAAUGAAGGAUGUUAUUAACCGACUUUCUGAGAGAGGUGUUGCUUUGGAAUUGACUGAUGCAGCAUUGAAUUAUAUUAUGCAUAAGAGUUAUGAUCCGGCUUAUGGUGCUAGACCAAUUAGGAGAUGGCUUGAAAAGAAGGUGGUGACAGAGUUGUCAAGAAUGCUGGUAGGAGAAGAGAUGGAUGAGAACUCGACUGUUUAUAUAGAUGCAGGGCCAUAUGGAAGUGAGUUGGUGUAUCGAGUCGAAAAGAACUGA